AUGAUACGAAAGUUCUCGCUGCAGAAAGCAAUAGCCAACACCUGCUUGCAUUCUCAUCGUCGAAUAGUAGUGUCUAAUAAGACCAGACAAUCCCAUGAUGAUCGGAAAGGAUCAAGAAAUUACCAUCAUGAUCAGAGAAAAUCAAAUCAAAAUUCUGGAAACAAUGAAAAAACAAAUUCUCGUUUCUUCUUCUCAUCAUCACCCAAUCCAAAACAAAUGUUGCGAUUGGGACUUUAUCUCGUUCCUGCAUUUGCACUUUAUCAACAGUUAAUAACACCAACACAGAAAGAUCAAAAGGACAUUCUUGAUGAAUUAUCAAGUACAAUGUCCGAAUUAAAACAAUGGGAAAAGAGGCUCAUGGAACUUGAAAUGAAUGAUCGAGAUGAUGAAGCCUCUGAAAAUAUGCAACCAGAACAAGGAAUGUAUGGAUUAAUUCCCGAUGAUGAGGAAGGCUCUCAUGAGCCUCAUUAUCGUUUUAUUUCAGCUAAAGAACGAAAAUAUGCUUCAAUAUACGAUGAGCUAAGACAUAUCAUUCUAGUCAUUCAUUCUAAAACCAAAGAGCUUAAUGCAAGUAUUAAAUCGUACGGAUUUGUACAAGACGAGAAACUACUCACACAAUUAAUGGCAAUCAUGAGAGGUGUUUUAUUGCUCAAUUUAAACAAGAGUACAAUUCUUCAUUCAUGCCCAUUUCCAAACGCCCUAUGGCAAAUGAGUUUAAAUUUAGAAAGUAUACAUUAUACAUGCUUGGAAACUCUCAUUUCUGUCUCUGAAAAUAAGGAUUUUCAUUUAAAUAUCUUGAAGAGCAGCGAAAAGUUGAGUGAAAACUCUCAAAUAUCGAUUGGAAGUGAUAAUAAUGACUUGUCGUUUUAUGAUAAGGCAAUUUCAGAAAUUUGUUCGAAUGGUCUCUUGGGUCCUAUAUUCAACUCGAUCAUGUAUGAGAAGAGUCCUGCAAUUCAAAGAAAAGCACGCUACUUAUUGGAUGUAAUUUCGAAUAGAGAGAUAUCUCAUGAACCUCUCAUGCAUCGCUUGGAUACAUUCAAAUAUUUGGUUGAUUCAAUGAAACCAGAAAAUGAGUUGAUUACAGCGUUGGUCAUUUCUAGAAUGUAUUCGAAUCCAUCACUUUUCAAAACACUCUCUCUACACCAAAAUUUACCUUUCAUUAACAUGCUACAAAACAUGUACUCGAGUGGUCAUGACGAAAAGGUGAAAAAGCUUUGCGCUAUUGGAUUAAUGAUAGCGAAAGGGAAAAAGUCUGAAACUACUUAUUUGAAAGAGGAAGAGCGCUCAUUUACAUUGGAGAAUCAUUUGGAAUAUUCCAAACAGCUACUCAUGCUUUCACUUUUUGGACUGUUAUUUCGAUCUUCCUAUUUCAUUUUCAACUAUCGACUUCUCUCAAAUGUUCCUUACUAUUUGCUGCUCUCCAUCGCCAUUGGUGAGACUUUAAAAAUUGAAAAAACACUCACCGAAGCAAAAUCAAAUUAUGGAUGGUUGCAUGUGGCUAGCACAUUUGCCAUUGCUACAGCCGUGUCACAACUUCAGGCUGGAACAUUGCGAAUGAUAUUACUGCCCUAUCUGUCCGUUUAUUUCUUGGGAGGGUUGAGUUUGGACAGUGGCAAAUUGGCGCACCAACGAUCACCUCCAAUCGCCUUUUCGACUUCUUCCUUUUUGUAUUUGGAUGAUAUCACCGUUGAGCACCUCACUAAGAAGUGGAACAGAAUCUUUUCAAAGGAGCGCUAA
Molecule: messenger RNA, 1737 nt
Organism: Naegleria fowleri
Lineage: Eukaryota; Heterolobosea; Eutetramitea; Acrasida; Naegleriidae
Exons: 1
Coding region: 1-1737 (578 amino acids)
Source: RefSeq, a predicted model, not a curated record